Messenger RNA from Pseudophryne corroboree (corroboree frog), 384 nucleotides. RefSeq lists its product as uncharacterized. The coding region runs from base 1 to 384 and encodes 127 amino acids. The record is from RefSeq and is a predicted model, not a curated record. The transcript is spliced from 2 exons. Lineage: Eukaryota; Metazoa; Chordata; Amphibia; Anura; Myobatrachidae.
AUGGAAAAGUGCGUCUAUGAAGUUAAGUCCAUUCCGUUCUUGGGGUAUAUCGUAUCCGGUUCUGGCUUGGAGAUGGACCCCGAGAAGCUUCAAGCAAUCCAAGAGUGGCCGAUUCCUGUAAAUCUCAAGGGCAUCCAGAGAUUCCAAGGGUUUGCCAACUACUACAGGAAAUACCUCCAGGUGGAGGUUACGGCGUUGCGCAGUAAGGUCAGAGAUUUGGAAGAUAGAUCACGGCGGAAUAACGUGAAGAUCAGGGGAAUUCUGGAGUCGGUCUCAAACUCCUACUUAAGGGAAUACGUCACCGACCUUUUUACGAAAUUGCUGCCCACUGUCACUAUUACAGACUUCCUGUUAGAUCGUAUCCACCGACUCCCGAAGGCAUAA